AUGAUGGAUCGACACUAUCCCCCGGAGCCAUCGUACUCCACCAUCAAAGUGACCUCAGGUUCCAAAGGCCCAAUCAAAUCUUCGGUUUCCACCAUUAUAGAAUCGGCCAAGCGUGUCCAUACCUCCAAGACCGCUUCGUCCCUUCUCCCUGGUGCAAGCGGACCUUUGCUUGGAAACAAGCUCACCUCCAACUCUUCCGAAUACACCACCGCCUCGGCCCUUGUCUAUCCUUUCUCACCAGGAGAAGCGCCACCCGUCGAGCCAAGCUUGUUCGCCUAUUCGUCAACCUCCUCUGUCAACAAACUGCCCAAGAGACUCAAAAACAGCAAUGCCAGUAUCUACACUGCCCAAACUAAGGCAAGCACACGCACAAAGAGUACAGAACGCGCCACCAUCCGCAAUGCUCGCGGAGAGAUCGAGUGGAAGGAUGCACCUCCGGUUCCUCCCGCUCUCGCCUCUUCUUCGCGCCACCAUCUUUCGGCCAUGCCUUCUGGCUCGCAUUCACGACGGACCCCUUCGCCUUAUGAUGAAUUGGCGCCCAGAUCGCGCACGCGCUCAAAUGGUGCGCUUAGCCGUGCCUACGACGAAUCUCGUCCUACAGCCAGAUCUCAACCAGCAGACAUCCCCUACAAAGCGAUUGGAAGCAUUUCGGUGCCCUUGUCCCUACAGCGGCCCAGAAACAGACGCAGAUCCACAGAUGACGCUGACGGAUUCCACACGGCCGACGAAGAAGACCUCGAAGCGCGCGAAUGGGAGCGCAAGCGAGAGCGUCAGAUGGCAGCCGAUCGAUACGAAGUCCAUCAACGUCAACAGGCGCGCGAAGAGGAAGAGCGACGUGCUCGGAAACGUGCCGAACGCGAUCGACUCGUGUUAGAAGCCAGGGAAAGAGAACGUGAAGCCGAGGCCAAAGCACACGCCGAACGAGAAGCACGUAGACUCGCUCGCGAGCAGGCCGAAAAGAAAGAGGCAGAGCGCAAAAGGCUUCAGCACGAAGAAGCACAACGUAGGCGCAUCGAAGCUCAAAAGGCCGCAGCAGAGGAACGCGAGCGCAAGGAACGCGAAGCAGAGCAAAGAAGAGCGAAAAGAAAGCAGCAGGCAGAGGAACGUCGCAUCCGUGAGGAGCAAGAAGCUCAAGAACGUCGCAAGCAUGAGGAGCAAGAAGCCAUCCGUAAAGCCGAGGAAAGGGCAAAGCGUCAAGAAGAGAAGCGACUUGCUGCCAUCGAGCGCAAGAAGCGCGAAGAAGAAGAAGCCAUUCGCAGAGCUGAAGAAGAGGUCAGGCGUAAGGAAGAAGAGCGACUGGCUGCUAUCGAGGCUGAAAGGCUCGCCAGAGAAGCCGCGAUUCGAGCCGAGCGCGAAGCAAUACUCGAGAAAGCGCGUCAGCUCGAAGAAGCAAAGCGUCAGGUCGAAGAAGAAGAUCUUGCAGCUAUUCGUGCCGGUCGCGCCGCAGAUCAAAGUGCUCACCUCGCCCUUGCAGCCGGCUUCCCCUCUGCAGACCCAGAGCUUAAUGCAAACCUGAUCGGCAGCGACAACGAAGCUUCUGAUACCGCUUCAGACGUGUUUGUUGAUGCAGGGACUGCGGAAGAGACGGGCACUGAACCCAAAAGUGCCACUACCGACUCUAUGGCACGCUCCACGUCCAACCUCGAGACGCCUUCUAGCACAGACGGUAGCUCGGAUAUGCCUACCACGCCAAGGGACGAGAACGGACUUGCGAUUAUGCCGCCCAUUUCUUCUAUAUCGGACCUUGAAAGGCACUCGUCUUCCAACCUCGGACACGGCCAGGUCAAGUUUGCUGCAGGGACCAAUGGCAAAGCUACACCAAUUGCCGCAAUCGUCACUUCUGUUCCGCUGAAAAUGGCACCAAAUAGGUCCGAUCGCUUCCGUAAUGCUGUCACGAUCGGUGCAAGGACGAACGCCCCAGCCGCCUCCGAUAGCGCCGCAGACCGAACCAUCGUGCCUUCCAUCUCGCUUCUCACAGCCACGUUUGCAGCCACAGAAGGUGAAGACGACGACGAUGACGUCGAAGACAAGGAGCAAACCAGCUACCACAAGGUGAAGCCCAUCGGCCCGUAUCGUGAGGGCGGUGUUACUUAUGGAAAUGGUUGGUGUGCUCACGGGCUCGCGGACCCCUCCCUUACCAUCGAUCACCGAAGAUACGUUCGCGUACCACGCAGUGCGGCAGAUACGAACCAGAACACCGAAUCAACCGGUCUACAAUUUGACGAAGUCAUGUACAGCGACCUUGGUGAGCUCAUCUGGUCGGCUACCACGCCUGACGUGAUCGCCCGUCUGAUUUCCUACCUCGAUUACACUGAUGUCAAGGCGCUUCGUCAAACUUCCCAAUCCAUCCGCUUUGCCCUAAGCCAGCUCGCUGGUCGUGAAAUUGUCCUCGCUCGCUUCCUUUCGUGCGUCGGCUACGAGGCGUGGACACCUGCCGAGGUGGAUGGCAAGGUGGUGGAUAAGGAUCCUUUCCCGCUAAGCUUCAGCGACUGCGAAGGUUUCCUGCUCAGCUCUGAACUCCUUCCCGAAUACGCUCUGGUCGGAGCCGAGUGGACAAGAGCACCGCACAAGAUGGAUCCUCGAUACCCAAGGAUAGCUCGUGCCUCGACUCGUGCGUACAAUCGCGUACUGACAAGGUUGAGGAUGCAGCCCAACUUCCGCGUGCCAAAUCCGAUCAAGCAGCAAGCUGGAGCAUCGGCAGAGACGAUGGUCAUGAGUCCAUGGAAGCCUGGUCGUGCCGGGUUCUUCCGUGCCUGGGUUCCAUCUGCCGAGGCAGGCGGAUGGCUGAGCGAUACCGAGCUUGCACGAUGCGAGCGAGAGCUAUUGAUUGCAGGAGUGUUAUCUCAUCUUAAAAAAGGCGACGUGGUGUGGGACUGCGCCGUUGGCGACGAACGUAACGAGGGCAAGUACGUGUUUGAUGGGCGAUAUCUGCGCGAUCUCUCGUUCAUGUUUGACCGAGGUGGACAUCUGCCUUCUUGGUUGAAUGCCUUUGGCUUUGCACCGAGCUACUACCACAAUAUUGUCCGCUCGAGCGACGCCUCUCAGCCCGUUGUUUACCUGGACGUGCUCCCCUGGCGCGAUCAGAUUGUCACGACGAUGCGAUUGGUGCAGGAUCAGGUGGAAACAUUCUCACCCCAGGGCGCACGCUACCGGAUUUCGAAAUGGCUCUACCGUGCCGUGAUCAACGUGGUUCCUGGAGCGAUCAUUUCCGAUGAAGGGCUCGAAGUGGUAGACGCAGGAUGGCACGGCAAGAUCGUCAUCGAAACAGAGGGAACGGCGGAGCAUGCAAAGGAGUUGAUUGCGCGCUGUGCUGGUCCGGCCGAGUCGGCGCGGAUUAAAGCGAGGUUGUUGGCCAGCGUUAUGAAUGUAGACGCGGAACCGAACGUUCCAAAAGCUCCGGCGCCAACCAAGGACGACAAGGGCAAUAGGGUCGAGACAACAACGCCAUGGGCUAUCGUCCGUGCUAGGAGCCGGCCUGGCUUGAUCUGGAUUCGACCGAUGGACAUCCGCGAACGGGUCGUCUUCUAA
This is a messenger RNA of Mycosarcoma maydis (corn smut), 3528 nucleotides long. RefSeq lists its product as uncharacterized. The record is from RefSeq and is a predicted model, not a curated record. Bases 1 to 3528 code for a protein of 1175 amino acids. The transcript has a single exon. Lineage: Eukaryota; Fungi; Basidiomycota; Ustilaginomycetes; Ustilaginales.